This is a messenger RNA of Cloeon dipterum, 755 nucleotides long. Its product is annotated as A-kinase anchor protein 14-like. The record is from RefSeq and is a predicted model, not a curated record. The transcript is spliced from 3 exons. Lineage: Eukaryota; Metazoa; Arthropoda; Insecta; Ephemeroptera; Baetidae. Bases 114 to 449 code for a protein of 111 amino acids.
UAGCUAACACGGGAGUGAAAAGCGGCCGCCCUUUUUGGAGCGAAAGCGGGGGCGGCAGUAUAAAAAGGGCCGCCGCCGCAAAAAAAGCAUACACUCGUAGUCAAGACUCAAUCAUGAAGCUGUUCAUUGUUCUGGCACUGGUCGCUGUCGCCAUGGGCGAGCCUGCGGUGGAGAAGCGUGCCGCACAGGGCAUCUACCACUUUGCCACCGGCCCCCUUGCCGCCCCGCUCGCCGUGGCCCCCGCACCCAUUCCGGUGGCGACACCAUUCGCGGCGCCUGCACCGGUUCAUGUUCCGGUUGCUCAUCCCAUCCCUUUCCAUCCACCAAUUGUCAGGGCCGUGCCAGUUCCUGUCCCCGUUGCCCCAGUCGUCAGGUACUCACCACCUGUGUUGGUCAAGAGGUACACUGUGGUGCGCAACGUUCUGCCCAGGCUUCGUUUUGUCUACUAGAGCAAUUUCCCAACCCUUUCGUAAGAACGGACACGAAAACCUCCCCCUUUGAAGCAUUUAACUGAUAUCUAUUAGCUUUUGCUUUUACGCCGAGACUGCACUGACCGACAAAAGACUUUUAUCUUGUAAUUGUUUUAAUUGUUGAUCGGCACUUCUUUGCUCAAAUCCAGGCAGAUGAGAACCUGUUUUGCUGGCCCAUAAUUUAAUUAUGGAUUAAUCAAAGCAAAGCUAAUUCUGUGUUUCGUCCAGAUUUGGAGAAAUUGCUGUGUAUAUUUUUUAACAAUAAAAAAUUGAUGAAGAAAAAAA